Messenger RNA from Cuscuta epithymum, 3162 nucleotides. Lineage: Eukaryota; Viridiplantae; Streptophyta; Magnoliopsida; Solanales; Convolvulaceae. The record is from the annotation of a GenBank genome assembly.
AUAUAGAUACACACACACACACACACACACACACACACACACACACACAUAUAUAUAUAUAUAUACAUACAUAUAUGCGAAUUUACAACCCUUCGUUUUAGCCAGAACCAAACCUAGAAAACACUCUAAAACCCUUCCACUUUGAGAGGGGAAUCCAACGGAGAAAGAAUCGUAGGAAAACGGUCGUGAAACGAGGGGGAAACACUUCGCCGGAGUCUCGCCGGGCUACUCUUCACAUCGGAAACCAGAGGAAGGAGAGCUGCCGUUGUCCUCCAGUCCAUUACUGACCUUCUCCGUCGCAGAAGGAGUCCACCGUCGCCGUCGAUCCAAUCGUCGGUCCUCAGAAAGAAGGAGAAUUCAAGUGAAGACCAAGUUAGAGAUUUUAUUAAGAGGAUUAAGAGCAUCAGGACUUAAGCUAGAAGCCGUCUGAGAAGAGCUCCGUGCAUCCAAAAGUUCCGAUGCGGCGCAGCUAGAAGCCGUCCGAGAAGAGCUCCGCGCAUCCAAAAGUUCCGAUGCGGCACAGCUAGAAGCUAUCCGAGAAGAGCUCCGCGCAUCCAAAAGUUCUGAUGCGGCACAAUUAGAAGCUGUCCGGGAGGAAAUGCGUCAACGAAUGGCUCUCCUCCAAGGUGAAAAUGACGCUUUGAGAUCUCAGGUGCAAUCGGUGGCAUCCAUAGCCUCCAUCUCACGACGGGGUGAGGAUGUGGCUACCGUGGCAACGAGACUGAACAUGGGUUCGAUUCCGGAUUCAACGGAACCUUACAUCCCUCACUCCGGGACCGACACAUCUGGAGGAGCAGGGCCCUCAACUCGUUCCAUUCCACCCCCAAAUCCCAGAAGGAACAUAUUCCGAAAUAUGUUUGCAGAUCCCCAGAGACAACAUGUUCCAAAUCAUGUCGACAUUCACAGAUAUGUCGACAUCAACAACCAGAUGCGACAAGUUCCAAGCCAUGUCGACAUGCCCAUACGUGUCGACAUCAAUAAUCAAAGGUGUCAGGAUCCAGAGGUCGUCACCAUAUAGUCGCCAACCGAGUAGAGGAUAACUCAGACAGAAAUGUCUCCCGAAGCAGCGGGUCCACAGAUACAAACAAACAUGACAGGUCCAUUGGCCGUCAUCAUGGAGGAGCUGAGGGAAUUGCGAGAGAAGGUCAACAGCAUACCUGGAGUCCCACGUCCACUUGACGUGGCGACACAAACCUGUUACGCAGAUUCACCCUUCGGCCGACAUAUUGCAGACGUCGAGAUUCCAAGAAAAUUCACCGUACCAUCAAUGAAGUUGUUCGACGGAACCGCCGAUCCGAUAGAACAUGUCGCUCAGUACAAGCAACAAAUGUUAGCUGUCUCGGUUAGACCAGACUAGCGAGAAGCUUGCAUGUGCAGGGCAUUUGGGACGACGUUGACAGGACCAGCGUUGACACGCAUGGUUCGUCAAUCUGCCGAACGAAGGCAUCAAUUCGUUUGCGGAGCUGGUCAACUUAAUCAAUCAACAGUUUGCAAGCAGCCGAGCCUUGGAGAAGCAGACUAGUGACCUCCACCGAGUAGUCCAACGACACAAUGAAUUCUUAAGGGAUUACUUGCACCAAUUCAAUAAGGAGAAGGUGUCAAUCCCAGGUGUCACAUACCGAAAACAAUUGAAGCAUUCAGAAAGGGACUGUUGGAGGAUUCAGAGUUAUAUCAGGAGUUGACGAAAUACCCUAGUCGGUCCUUCGAAGAUGUCCAAGCAAAAGCACUGACAUUCAUCCAUCUAGAAGAAGACUUACGAUCCUGUCGAGGACAAAUUGAGCAGGACGGGGGGCACGGGAAGUCAGAAUCUCAAAGGAGACAUGAUUACAAACAUGGAAAGCCAUAUUCGAGGCCUGAUUAAAAAAUGCAUUCAACAGGUGAGUAGCGAAUAUAAUUUCACUCAUUUGGGAUAAUUUAAAUUAUUUGGUGCCACCAAAUGCAUUUUAGUAUUUCCAAUGCAAGUUGCGAUUUGGCGGGCUGCAAACUGCGAUGGGCAAGUGAGCUGCAAGAAAGGUUCACUGAAGGUGAACAAGUAGUCAAGGAUGUGAGGUGUGCUGCGAGUUGGCGACUGUACUGAAUCGAAUUGACGGCAAGCCAACAAAGUAUGCGGCUGAACAAACUCUGUGCUUUUCAGAUUUUGGCAAUCUGGCUUUUGCCAUCUGCUAAGUUGCUCGCCUCUGCCAGGUUAUUUAUGCCUCUGUAUCAAAUCAUAAUUCGAAGUGGCGGGUCAUUGAAAUGGUCAAACGAUGGAAGUAAAAGGAGCUUGUGGAAAUUAGUAUUGGAAUAGAGAAGAGCAAUAUAAAAAGCAAUGAAGAAAAAAUUCAAGAUGUCUAGGAAAGGACCUUAUAUUAUACCAGAGAACAAGCUACAAAAAUUGCAGAAUCUGUCCAAGAAAUCAAGCAUUCACGGUAACCUUCUGCCUAAGAAUUCAACAUUUCCCUCCAGUAUUAAAUCCAUCCAUGGCAGAUUAUUUCCACCGCAGGGGCCUGAUGCUAGGAAUCUAUUCAAGUGUUGGGUAAAUGUAUAAAAUCAAUUUAACAAUAAUCGUUUAAUAGUAAAGGCGUCUUUAUCAAUCAACUCUCAUUUUCUUUUGAAGUUUUUAUUUUCAAUUUGCUGAUAUGAUACUUGCAGCAAAACAAUGCCUCACUCUCUUGGCCAUGAAGAGUAAGAUGCUAAUACUUUUGCAAAUUGGGUAAGUAUUUGCUUGUUCUUCUUAGGUGUUCUAUUUGUACCAUGGAAUUUGUCGAUGAUGCAGGGGCUACCUAAAAAGCUCCCAGCGAGAAGGCAAGGGAGGAAUAAAUCCGGGAGAUGCCCUUUGAGGAGGUUCUGCCUCAAGUCCUUGUUCUGCCCCUUUUGAUGCCUCUUUUGCUUGUGAAGUCUAGGUUUCGGUCCCAUUUGAUGCCUUUACUGCAGCUGCCACACUAGUCCCUCUUUCUGAUGCCAAUGAUGAUCAACUGAGCCCACACACCACCGCUUUGCGCCAACUGUCUCUUCUAACUAUACUGAUGCUAUACAUUGCUCGGAUACAUUUUAACAAGAUGCCCCCCGGUGGCCACCUGUAACAAGGCGGUAACCGAGGGAGGUGCUCAUCUAGCCCUUACUUGUAAUAAGAACAUCAACAUGUUCUUGAAUAUGUAGAAGUGUUAGUUUUUAGUUGUGCCG